AAAUGUCAACAGAAACAAACCACCUUUCCCUCGCGCGCUUUUUCUGCUCUUAUCCUUUUCCAUUACGGGAUCUUCAUUUUUUCCUAUUUCCCACUACUUUUUUUUAUUUUUAUUAUUUUUUUAAAUUAAAUUUCACGAAAGAAGAAUCAAAACCCACAUACAAACAGAGUCCCUUUCUUUUUUUCUUGAGGCCGCUUUAUGGGCACAAAUCUUGGCAAAUUAUACUCCGCGAUUAAGAAUUAUUAUGUACUGUAAUAAAUUUGAUCUUGUUUUUCUAACAUAUGACCCCACAAAUUGAGGACCCAGUGCUUUUACACAAUUUUGCAGUAUAUGAUUUUGCGCGCACCAACUGUUCGACAAAAAUGCGCAAAGAACUCUGCCAACAGAAACAUCUCUCUUCAAUUUGUUUCAUUACCUCAACGUUCGUGUUUUCUCUUACAAAGACACUUCCGAUUCUUCUCUCUGGAAAUUCUUCGGUUUCUUUUCGAUGGACAAACACCAGCAUCAGCAGCAGCAGCAGCCUCCUCUGGCCAAGAGCGGUCGUCAGAAGUGCAGUGAAUGGGUAUUCCGAGAUGUUCCGAGUGAUAUAAUUAUCGAAGUAGACGGAGCAACUUUCUCACUGCAUAAGUUCCCACUCGUCUCUCGAAGUGGACGAAUGAGAAAGCUGGUAGCAGAACACCGCGAAUCCGACAUAUCAAGAAUCGAGCUCCUCAGCCUGCCAGGUGGCGCCGCAUCGUUCGAGCUCGCCGCCCAGUUCUGCUACGGAAUCAACUUCGAAAUCAGCACUUCAAACGUCGCACACCUCUGCUGUGUGUCCGACUAUCUAGAAAUGACCGAAGAGUACUCGAACAAUAAUCUCUCUUCGAGGGCCGAAGAAUACCUAAACACAAUCGUCUGCAAAAACCUCGAAAUGUGCGUCCAAGUCCUCCACCACUGCCAAACCCUACUCCCACUUUCGGACAACCUUAAAAUCGUCACUCGAUGCAUAGAUGGCAUCGCCUCAAAAGCCUGCGUGGAGCAAAUCGCUUCGAGUUUUUCAAGAUUGGAGUACAGCAGCUCGGGUAGACUUCACAUGAGCAAACAAAUCAAAACCGAAGGCGAUUGGUGGAUCGAAGAUCUUUCGAUACUUAGAAUCGAUUUAUACGAAAGGGUCAUAACCGCAAUUAAAUGCAGAGGUGUUCGCCCCGAGAGCAUCGGUGCUUCGCUCGUGAAUUACGCGGAGAAAAAAUUGAUCGCCCGUAAUUUAUUAUCGGGCGAUCAGAGCGCGGUUAUUAUUAUCGAGGCGAUUGUUAGUCUACUCCCUAUCGAAAAAAACGCCGUUCCGAUAACUUUUCUCUUCGGUAUGUUAAGAAGUGCAGUUGCGCUCGACUGCUCUGUUUCUUGUAGGCACGAUCUCGAGAUGAGGAUAGGGUCGGUAUUGGAUAUAGCCACGCUAGACGAUCUUUUAAUACCCUCGUUUUGCCAGGCUGGCGACACAUUGUUCGAUGUGGAGACUGUUUGUAGGAUUUUGGUGAAUUUUUGCAGGAGGGAUGGCGGUGGUGAUAGUGACGGCGAUGAUGUGGAUGGUGACGACGUGGAUGGAGACUCGGGGGGUUUCGAGUGUGGUAGUCGUGAUUAUUCUGAUUCUUCUUUGCCUUCGCAGAGCGCGCUGUUUAAGGUGUGUAAGCUUGUGGACAGUUACAUGGCGGAAAUUGCACCCGAUGCGAAUUUGGAGCUCGACUUGUUUGUCGCUAUUGCGGAGAGUUUGCCUGCGCAUGCGCGCACUGUGCACGAUGGACUUUAUCGAGCUAUCGAUGUUUACCUCAAAGCACAUCAAGCACUAUCCGAACCCGAAAAGAGAAAGCUCUGCAAACUAAUCGAUUUCCAGAAACUAUCGCAAGAAGCCGGCGCGCACGCAGCGCAAAACGAACGCCUCCCACUCCAAUCAAUAGUACAAGUCCUGUACAACGAGCAACUACGUCUCAAAAACUCCCUUUUCUCUUCAUACCCAGAAGACGACGAAGACCCUAAAAAGCCGCCUAUGCACCACCACCAGUCGUGGCGGAUCAACAGCGGCGGAGUGAGAAGUGCCGCCAUGUCACCGCGAGACAACUACGCUUCUCUAAGACGAGAGAAUAGAGAUCUAAAGCUUGAGCUGGCGAGAAUGAGGAUGAGAUUGAACGAUUUGGAGAAGGAUCACGUUUGCAUGAAGAGGAAUUUGGAGAGAUCUGGUUCGAGGAAGUUUAUGAGUUCUUUUUCGAAGAAGAUUGUUCGAUUGAAUGUUUUUGCGCGGAGCUAUUCGAGGGGGUCGGUUUCUCCAUCGAAGCUGUCGCAAAGAAUAUGAUCGAGGAGGAUAUCUAUAUAGGUACUUUUUUCGAUGUGUUUUUUUCGUACAUUUUGUUGCUAGCGAUGAGUGUUCUUUUUUUAAUUAUUAUUUAUUCUCC
Erythranthe guttata (spotted monkey flower) is the source of this 2423-nucleotide messenger RNA. RefSeq names its product BTB/POZ domain-containing protein At5g48800. NCBI's taxonomy places the organism in Eukaryota, Viridiplantae, Streptophyta, Magnoliopsida, Lamiales, Phrymaceae. Gene Ontology annotation, molecular function: protein binding. The record is from RefSeq and is a predicted model, not a curated record.